UUAAAAAUGGCGUCAUGGUCUCAGCAUUCUGUUGCAGCACUAUCCGUUUUUGGUUUUUUAAUGUGCUGUUUGUUCCUCUCCGGAUGAUACAAGUACGCGGAUACGAGGGCUUCCUAGGAAUCAAAAGAUGGCGCUGCCCGUGUUGAGAGGUUGUUACAGGUUUCCAUCGACAUUUAGCUUGACUCGUCUCUUUUUAAAUGAAGGUGUCAUCCUGAACCGGUCCGGCAAAACGCGGCUACCUCCUUCGUCGGCCGCCGGUGCGGCGGCAGCCGUCCGCCCCUACAGCACCGACGGCGGAGGGGAAAAACAGAACCAGAAGGUGGUGGUAGUCGGGAUCCCGAACCCUUUCAUCUGGUUCCGCACCCGGAUUUACUACUUUCUGAUCAGGGCCUACUUUGACAAAGAGUUCAGCAUCGAGGAGUUCACCGAGGGAGCGAAGCAGGCCUUCUCCCGUGUGUCCAGGCUCCUGUCACAGUGUCAGUUUGAAGCUCUGGAGGGGCUUGUGGCUAAAGACUUGAUUGGAAAGCUGGAGGAGAAGUGCAACCUGCUGCCACUGAGCUACAAGAAGGCCCUCUCUGCGGACCCGGAUGAGAUAAUGUACACAACCCCCGGGGACGUGGGAAUCUACUAUGAUGAUAACGGGAGAAAGUUCGUCAGUAUUCUGAUGCGUUUCUGGUAUCUGACAAGCGCACACCUUCCUGACGACACCAUGGAGGGAAGUCGUAUCUUCCAGGUGGCCAUUGGUGGAGAGGGAGAAGCCGAAACGAAGAGACUGUUAACUGCAAAUUAUGAAUUCCAAAGGGAGUUUACUAAAGGUGUGCCGCCAGACUGGACCAUUACGAGGAUAGAGCACUCCAAGCUUUUGGAUUAAGCUGGUCUUGAUUUGAGGAAGACGUGCCAGUGGAAACUAAUCAAAGACUUGAAAUUCUCUUCAGUAUUUGGUUUCAUAAAUUGAGGACAGGGCAGCUCAAGAUUAUCCACAGAGGGAAAACAAGACGCAGUUCCUCACUGGGAAGUCAGAGGAAAGCGUCAGGACGAACUUGGAUUCAUCCACCAUUCACCGUUCACCUAGGUGCUCUCCAGAACUGUCUGCACUAUGUCAUUGUUUCUGAUUAUAUUCUUCCCAAUCUCUAAUAUCCCACAAACCAAUGAUUAGAACUUGACUAGCUUUGUUUGGAAAGGUUUUGUAUAUUCGGGAAUUUGGUUAGAGGAAUCAAAUAUUAUUUUCAAAUGAAUCAUAGCCUUAUUUUAGCUGUUAUAUAAUACCAGAUGGGCGGGGUUUACUGCAAAAGACUUAAAAUCAAGGUUAGGUGACCCCAGAAAUCAUGUGCUGAUUUGCUGACACUAUCUGACCCAAAAUCUGAUGAUGUGACUGAAACUUUUAAAGUCUGUAAUGAGAUGGGGUUUUUUUUUUUUUUUUCCCCCAGUCUUUGAUUUGCUGCUGCAUACACUUUAAAUGCAGAAUUUUUUCAAAAUUAAAAACAGGCAAAGACGUGUUUUGGCAUCAUAAGCAAUAUGUGAAACUUCUCCCUGAAAGAAAACGCAGUGUCUUGUGUAGCACCUGAUCUUGGGCACUCUCACAUCUUUAUCGCCUCUAUUUUUGAAGACCGACUGGUUUCUGAUACUAUAUUUCCCAUUAGAGAACUUCUGUUGCUCUGUGUAUGAUCUUGUGGUAUAAAGGUGUUACAAUUCAA
This is a messenger RNA of Xiphias gladius (swordfish), 1694 nucleotides long. It is a transcript of the gene maip1, whose product is annotated as matrix AAA peptidase interacting protein 1. The coding region runs from base 128 to 871 and encodes 247 amino acids. Gene Ontology annotation, cellular component: mitochondrial inner membrane. NCBI's taxonomy places the organism in Eukaryota, Metazoa, Chordata, Actinopteri, Istiophoriformes, Xiphiidae. The record is from RefSeq and is a predicted model, not a curated record. Gene Ontology annotation, molecular function: ribosome binding. Gene Ontology annotation, biological process: inner mitochondrial membrane organization; protein insertion into mitochondrial inner membrane from matrix. The transcript is spliced from 5 exons.